CUGCAAGCAGAGGGCAUAAAAGAACUGCUUCGGACACAAAUUCUUACAUAUUUCGAAGACAUUCGUAUUAUACUAGAAUUGGAAGCAAAAAGUUUGUCAAAAGGGUAUCAUGAAAUUACUUGUUCUUGUAUUUGCUGGAAGUGUUCUGUCACUGAUCUUUUCAGCAAAUGCAAAGAAAGCUGCCGUUAAACGUGUCUGCUUGAACGCAAAUUGGUGGAAUUCGUUCAACAAGUCCGGAUGGUCAAACUGUGGUGACAAAACGCGUUUUAUAACUGGCUUCUAUCGUAGCAAAAUUAUUAGUUUUAAUAAAGAUGAGAUUUCCAAGCUUGAAGAAGCACGAUGUUGCAUAUCAAGUCGAAAAUACCGAAAAAGUAAAAGCACUUGUAAAAUCGCCAACUGGUGGAGAUCUUUAAACAAGCCUAACACAUGGAGUUUUUGUUCAAAAGGAUAUUUUCUAAAUGGCCUGUUUCGUACAAAGGGAAACAAUUUACACAAUAUCGAAAUGGGAUAUUGCUGCAAACCAGUCAAUCAUCCCAAAACGUAUGGUCACUGUUACUACAAAUCCAUUAAAUAUGCCUUUAAUAAGAAAGGAUGGACAACGUGUGGGAGAGUUGGCUUCUACAUAGCUGGUUUAAAAAGAGGCAGAGGAAAUUGGCUUCACAAUAUUGACUAUUUGAAAUGCUGCAGAAUGUUUAUUCAUGCUUGUGCAAGAAGGCCUUGUAAAAACGGUGGCCUUUGUAAAAAUAUUGGAACGUCUUAUCAAUGUAAAUGUAGACAUGGUUACAAAGGGAAGAACUGUCAAAUUGAAUCUUUUUGCUUGAAUGCAAAUUGGUGGAAAUCAUUUGAUAAAAAAGGAUGGUCUCACUGUGGCAACAUCAGGCGUUUUAUUACUGGUUUUUAUCGGAGCAGACUUACCAGUUUUAAAAAAGACGAAAUUUCUAAGCUUGAAGCAGCACGAUGUUGCAAAUCGACACUAAAGUACAAGAACCGUAAAAGCAUUUGCAAAAAUGGCUACUGGGUGAAAACAUUGGAUAAGCCUGGAACAUGGAGUGUUUGUCCAAGAGGAUAUUUUCUAAAUGGCCUGUAUCGUUCAAGUGGAAACAACUUACACAAUAUUGAGCUGGGGAAAUGUUGCAAGCCAAAAGGUCAUCCGAACAAGUAUGUUAACUGUUACAACGAACUUACCAGACAAACCUUUGACAAGAAAGGAUGGUCAAGGUGCAAAAGAAUUGGUUAUUACGUCGCUGGAUUGUAUAAAGAUCGUAAUGGAGACUGGCUUCAUAACAUUGAUAAGCUUAAAUGUUGCAAGAUGUUUCGAGUCUGAGAUCAAACCAUACACUAGUAUAAUGAAAAAGAAGAUGAUGAACAUAGAUGAAAACAGUUUAGUAUAUUAAAGUCAAGUAAAUACCUAUAGAUUUUUAAUAAUGUGGCAAUAAAACAUAAAAAAAAAGCAAAGUA
This is a messenger RNA of Xenia sp. Carnegie-2017, 1458 nucleotides long. RefSeq lists its product as uncharacterized. The transcript has 8 exons. NCBI's taxonomy places the organism in Eukaryota, Metazoa, Cnidaria, Anthozoa, Malacalcyonacea, Xeniidae. Gene Ontology annotation, molecular function: calcium ion binding. Bases 110 to 1324 code for a protein of 404 amino acids. The record is from RefSeq and is a predicted model, not a curated record.